Telopea speciosissima is the source of this 911-nucleotide messenger RNA. RefSeq names its product ethylene-responsive transcription factor ERF094-like. Gene Ontology annotation, biological process: regulation of DNA-templated transcription; ethylene-activated signaling pathway. The record is from RefSeq and is a predicted model, not a curated record. Gene Ontology annotation, molecular function: DNA binding; DNA-binding transcription factor activity. Bases 51 to 911 code for a protein of 286 amino acids. NCBI's taxonomy places the organism in Eukaryota, Viridiplantae, Streptophyta, Magnoliopsida, Proteales, Proteaceae. The transcript has a single exon.
AAUCUUCUCUCUUCUCCAUAUCAUUUUGCCAAGAAGAGAGCACAACUUUUAUGCCAGUGACUGACAUGGCCAUCGAAGUAAUGGAGAACCAUGAAGCCCCAGAUGGUAUUCUAGAGAACGUAUGGGCGAAUUUCAUCGGUGGAAAUGCCCCUGGAGGAGAACCCAAUAAGGCACCCACUUCAACCCAAAUUUGGGAAGGACUACCACAUCUAGAUGGGAGAGAUGGAUCAAUGGAAGUCCUACAAAGGCUUCCCAGUCUGGGGAGAUGGAUAUCCAUGGGAGCUGAAAGCUGGGAGGAACUGCUCAAUGGAAUACAGUCCACAAACAAUACUGAACCGUCCAACAAUCUUAAUUCAGAAUGGAAUGAGGUUAGUUCAACUCCAAAACAAAGUACUGUGAAAGCUGAGAAGGUGGAAGCUAGACACUUCAGGGGAGUGAGGAGACGACCAUGGGGUAAGUAUGCGGCGGAGAUAAGGGACUCGUCAAGAAAAGGAGUUCGGGUUUGGCUUGGAACCUUUGAUACGGCUGAAGAAGCUGCCCUUGCUUAUGAUAAAGCUGCUUUGAAGAUGAGAGGGCCUCGAACUUUCCUCAAUUUUCCAUUGGAGAUUGUUGCAGAGGCUACGAAAGACAAACGUUCUGUGAAUUGUUCCUCACCGUCUUCUCAAGCAAGUUAUACUACAGAAUUAAACAGAUCCCCCUGCACAUAUCCCGGAUAUGAGAAAGCAACUCUUAAUCCACAAAAAAGAUUAGCUAGAGAAUGGGAAGAGAAUGAUGAGACAAUGUCAAUGAACGAGCAACCUUCAUGGAAGAAACUAGCUAAUGUGGAGCAGCAGAUGUUAUGGAAUGAAUUUGAUGUACUGGAGUUUCAGGACCUUGGAAGCGAUUACUUGGAGAGUUUAUUGUCUUCUUGA